AUGUCAGCUGCACACCACCACCACCAACAACAACAACAGCAACAACAACAACAACAGCAGCACCAUCAACACCCUUCAUUCCACAAUUCAGCUGCUGCUUCAACCAUCCAUUCGGCACCCAGCCCCAAUCCGAACUCGAUCAGCGAAGACAAACUCAUCGAUGCCUUGGUCAACAAGAUCAUGGCCAAACUAUCCAAUCAGGCCGACCCCCAUCUCUCACCACUCGAGACGGACGAACUCAUCCGACAGUCCUGCAGCUCACUAUUCGAGAUGUGCUGCCAGCGUCUGCCAUGCGUCAUUCAAAAACUACUCCAGGAACUCGACUCCCCCUCCCAUCCCUUCACCUCUGACGAACAGACUGGCCUGGUCGAUCAUCUCCGUACUCAACUGUUUGUCAUCAAGAUCCUGUGCUACUGCAUGUCAUACCACUGGGCCUGGCAUCGAGACCAAGUCGCACUCCAAACCGUCGUCACCUCCUCACCCUCAUCGUCAAUCCCACCCGACCCGCCUGCCGCCCCAAAACCCUCCCUGACGGACUGGGUCGACCCCCCUCAACUGGAUGAUAACCUCGCCAAACAACUCGUAGCCACCAUCAGCUUCUUCCUCAAGGAACAUCAACGUUUCGAAGAUGCAGGUGCCGCCUUGGGCCCCAUAGGCACUCAAGCGCCCCCUUAUUCACACGACCCACAUCGAAAACAACAAACUUUGAUCGUCGGUUUCACCGGUAACUCUCAGUCGAUCUUUGGUAGAGAUGGCGAAGAUAAACCGAUCGUACCCUCACUCAUGAGCGAUAUCCUCACCCAAGUCUCCAAGAUCUGCUUCUUCGUCUCUGCAUCCAACUGGACCAUCGUCCUGGGUAAGAUCAAGAACCGGAUCGCCUAUUGGUCCGGUCCCGAAGAAUUCCCCGAUCGAUCGGAGACACGCCUACUCGAGUUCUGUUCCCUGAACCGUCAUCGAUUGAGCUCGAUCAUCAGAGAACUCUCCGCCCAGUUCGUCCACCUCAAACGCGCCGCCCAAUCUGAUAUCGCACUAGCCCUACGUCGAUCGAUAUGGAACUGGAUCGAAACCUAUCCUAACGAGUAUGCGAGUCUCGUCCAAUCCAACGGUCGACUCGAAGGCGCACCCGAUGUCCUCUUCGACGUGGCUCAUGGACUAUCUGAGAACGGCAAGAAGCGAUCGUACACCUGGCCGAUGAUGUCAAUGUUACUAGCCGUCUGUCCAGAUAUCGUCCUCAAGAUCACCGUCGGUGAUCGAAACCGAUCUCAAGUUACCGCCCGGAAGGCCGCAUUCAUCGAAAGUCUACGGAAACAUUUGAAAGCGGUCAAGAUGACCGAUGUCGCAACCGCCUGCUGUGUGGAUCUAUGUAAAGCUGCAACCUUCUCUCCCAAGACGACCGCCGAAGGUCCUGGACUGAGGUUGCUAGCUCUCGACCUGGUCUCCGACUUGAAUUCACGAUUACUGGAUCCCUCAAAACCAUUCACUAACUCGGAAGGCGUGGUCGAGAUCCCGUUAAUGUCAGAGGCACUUGCAGCUCUAUGCAAACUCGACCGGCACUUCGUCGAUACCACCCUCCUGGAGAAAUGUCUCUCCCGUAACAGUUUCCUACCCUUCCAGAUCGCAUUCAUCCAAGCAUGUCAGAAACUAGCCAGUGAUCCGGAGUUGACGAGCACCAAGUCGGACGGGACAGCCGACGACGACCCCGAUGAUAUGUCAAAUUGGAACGUCAAGCUGAAAGAGUUGUAUCCAGUCAUCGCAUCCUCCUUGCGCCAUGUGUUCAUGUCAGCGGUGAUCGAAUCGAACCAAUUCCAUAUCCUCAUGCGCUCCAACUCGAAGGUGAUGGCGGGUGAAGAUAACUCACAGAAGACCGAGCUCGUCCGGGCGCUUCUAAACCUAUGGACCCAGGACUGCAAGCUAGCCUUCUAUGUCCCACCGGGCCGGACCUUAGCGCCCCAGUCAGGCCGCUCAUGCCACGAGCUCAACUCACGUCUGGCCUCCGGAGCUGAGAUCAACCCUGAUGAUCUCGAGAUGUUUGUCUACCUUACCACCCUGCUCCUCAACAACCGUAACCCUCGUCCUGUCCGUCAAGCCGCGAUAACCGUCUUGCGUGCCUACCAUCAGCCGUCUAACUCCAGAUCCACUGCAACUUCCGACUCAUCCCGCUCGCAGAUCGGCCCCAGUCUCGACCUUCCACUCGGCCUCAAGCAGACUCGCGCUAUCGUCGGUAAUGCGAUCCUCAAGAGUCUGCUGGAUUCUUGGGUUUAUCGUGAGGAAGAGAGAGAGGUACUUCAGCUACUCAAGGCUUAUCUGGAUCGCUUUAAAGAAGCAGUCGAUUGGAGUGAACGAAGCCAUACCCAAACUUUUCCAUUCUCGAGUGAAUCGAAUGCAAAUGAUUGGCACGUCUUCGGACACCUCUUACAACUCGCGAUCCCGCUCGGUCUGUGUACAGUCGACCAAUAUAACCUGGCCUUAUUGCUUCGAUGCUCGAAGGAGAUCAUCAGUAUCUUUGAGAAACAUCCCUUUGUUUUACAGCUGUGUGGCUUAGACUCCGGUCUCACAGCUUCUCAGUUAACGGCCACCUUGCAAGGAUUGCCUGACGAUGGUAAAGGAUUAGGUGGACGAGUCGCCCAAGCCAAAAGGGCUAAAUUGGUGAUGCGAACAAUCUCUUGCAAUUCACCGAUCACCGAUCCAUUGUGGGAUGAGGCUUUGAGACGUUGGAAACUUCUGUCGACACUUGUUGGACAUCGGCCCUUCGAAGACUCGUCUGGUGAUACGGUGCUCUAUGAUUCUCCACCAGCACUGGGUGCAAUAUCUGGAGAAGGUGUCUUGGAAAAUACCAACGCCUGGAUCAGCAUCUCUGGUCUCUUGACAUCUAUCGCCAGUCUUCACGAUCCCAAUAAUUCGAAACCCCGUUCUCCGCCUCUUGAACACUAUAUACCAACGGACCUACUGCAUGAUCGAUUCUAUGCGAUCCCGGAUCGAGCCCGAAAUGUGGAUCGGUAUAUCCAGGAGAUGGUCGAUCUACUCGUAGCCGACGAUCUACGGAUGCGAGAAGGAGUGAAAGAUGCAUUGGGCACAGAACUGAACACAGCAUUAUUUCCGAUCCUCCUGAAACAUCUCAAGUCGAUCGUCGCGCAUUUCUUUGAGAACGAUCGAGCGAAGCCGCAGAGUCCGUUCAGUCACUUCAUCGAACAAGCCAUCUCGAUGCUACGCCUCUUCUUCGAGCGGAUCACCGAGCCCCUCUCCGAGCUUACCUCCGAGCGCGUCUGCUCCCUGCUCAUCGACUUUACGAGAUAUACCAACAGACUCGGUAACCUCGGCUCUGAAUUCCAAGCGAUCGCCACUCGGAUCAAGUAUAAGAUGGCCCAGCUCUGCGAACUCAUCGUCGCUCAUAAGGACCGGAUCCCCUUGAUCACUAACCCAGUAGUCAAGAACCAGAUGAUCGAUUACUUCUUGGCUUGGGCCACCAAUGUCAACAUGGUGUCGUGUAUUUCGGCUGAGGAAGCGAGUCGUCAGAGAGCUAACAGAGACCUCAGUCUUGCCUGUCUCAAGGCGCUCUCGGCGUUCUACGAUGGCCUCAAACUUCAAGCUAGACAUUACUUGCUCCGGCAAGGUCCUAAUCCUAACCUUGUCCAUAUUCGUCUGUUCAGUCGUCAUUACGAUUAUCUCACUUUUAUGUUGACUGAGGUCACUAAAUUAGAAGCGGUUGCGGUUCGGAGUCGGAAAAGUAAAAUGGCCGCUGGCGGUAGCUUGGCGGGAAAUGGACCUACGCCGGAGCUGGCGGCGGCAUUACAACGGGAGCUGAGCUCGAUCACGCGGGAGAUUGUGGAGCUGUCGGGCUUCCGUGAGCAGACGAUGAACUGUCUCGUCAAGCUCAUGGCCGCCAACAUGAACCCCGCCUUCCGCUACUUCGUCAACAUGUUCCAUCAUCCCGACACGCGCAUCAAACAGGCUAACAUCCAGAUCCUUUGGGAAGUCAUCAAGGAAGGCGGUCAUCUCUUGCCUGAACUCGUCAAACCCGUUCGCACUUCUGGAUUGGACAAAAUCGUCGAUAUGAUUACUAGGCCUGACCUCACCCUUGCUCUGGCCAUCUCCAAAAUCUGUGGAUCCGCUGAUUUCGAGGAAAUGACUGAAGUGAUCCUCAAUAUAUUCGAUUAUCGGAAAGGGGUCAUCAAGUUUUUGAAGGCAUCAAUUGAACGGGAAGUAGCCAUCACGGAUCAUGAAUCGACCGUCUUCCGAGGGAACUCAUUCACCACCCGCCUCCUCACCAUCUUCGCCCGUGCCCAGGGAUACGACUAUCUCCGUAACACGCUCUCCAAUCUGCUCGUCGGCUUGUCUAAUAAACCCUCCGAGUUCUCCGUCGACUUCGAUCCCCAUAGGGCUAGCGCCGAUGACGACGAAGCUUCGAGGAACCUCGAACAGGUCACUGAGGCCUUCCUUAAUGUGAUUGCUGUUUCGUGGAAGAAAUUGCCUAGUGCGAUUCGGGAGAUCUGUCAUCACAUUGCGACGACUGUCCAAGAGAAAUACCCCGAAAGUGUGUUCACAUCGAUUGGCGGCUUCAUCUUUCUACGGUUCAUCAACCCGGCCAUCGUCUCCCCGGAGGUCAUCGACCUGGAUCUACCCAAUGACACCCGAGAGAUUCGGCGGAGUCUGGUGAUGAUCACCAAGGUGCUCCAGGCUCUCUCGAAUAACAUCCGGUUUAGCGCCCGGGAACCGGCGUUGAAACCGUUGAAUCCGUUCAUGGCUAAGAACGUCUAUCCGAUGACCAGGUUCUUGAAGGAUAUCUCGUCGAUAGAUGAGCACGGGAUGAUGGAAGAAGGAACGGAGCUGAAUGACGAGCUAGCGCCUGUGCCAUUAGAUGCGGCGGACCGCUAUGUACUGCAUCGAUUCCUGUACGAGAACAUGGACAAGCUGGGUGCGGAGCUGAAGAGUGGGCGAGCGAACGAGUUCAAGCAUUGGCACGACGGCACCGAGCGGCUCACGCCCACCCUGGGCCAGGAGAUCUGGGCCGAGGUCCACCAAACUCUCCUCGAGAUCGGCCCGCCUGGCGCGGCUGAUCCCGACCUCCCUAUGGCUCAGUUCGAUGGCCCAGAGUAUCAUGCCUUCCUCGCUAAAUUCGAACUCUCUAAGGCCCCCGAUCCGCGCAUCUGGCAGUCUCUCUUCUUCGAGGCCCCCAGAUCUAGAUUACAAACUAUGCCGAUCUUUAUCUUCUUGACUAGUCGACUUAAAGCUGAAAUGUGUGACUUGGAGUCAUUCUAUCUCUACGUGUUACAAGCAGUCGAAGCGAUCGACGGUCCGUUCUCCUUAUUCCUGGAUUGCACCGGAUUCACGUUCAGUAACGAGAUCUCAUUGCCGUGGUUCCGGCAACUGGUUGACUGUUCUCCGAGCAUCCCGUCGCUCCAUCUCGCCCAGAUUUGGGUCUACAAUGCCAACGCCAUCUUCCGUCGAUACAUCCGCAAACUCGGGGCUACCGAGAAGCAAGAGCGCCGUUGGACUAACCUUGUCAGAGCUGUUAGCUCGUUGGACGAGCUCUCGAUCUGUCUGCCUAACUACGAACAAGUCCUUCCUGCAAGCUCUUGGAAUAUGUUCCAUGAUAAAAGAGUCGUCAUCAGUCAUGUCACUCAUCUUCAACAGUAUCAAAUGCAGAUACCUGUUGUCCUUCAUAUCGGCUCCAAGACGUUACUGAUUCGAUCGUCGAAAAGGCUCGAAUUGUUGUCGGAUGCCAAAUGCACCUUGAACGAUGUGAUCAGACUUAAGGAUAUCGAGGAGAUGCAGCGCUUGCCUCCCUCUAACGUCCACAUGGAUCCCGGCUUUAUUAUCAAACAAUACGGAUCUAAUGUCACCAUGAAAUUUGUUAGUGUCAACACUGAUCGGAUUAUCGAGACGUUGGCGAAUACUCAAGCCGAUCUACUAUCGACUCCUCAAAACUUUGACUUCCGACCCCGAAGCCUCACCCCCGGUACUAUCUAUGGUUCUCUCUUGAACGGGGCUAUCUUCAACUUGUGUAGCUCAGAUUCUUUGAUCAGGAUGGCUGCUCUUAGCUUUCUUCAAGGGCUGACUCGGGCGUUACGGAUCGAUAAGAUUGAGGAUGUCAUUCCAUUCCAAGGAGGCUAUAUCCCGCGUCUAGGCUUAGCCUUCAUCUCAGACAUCAGUGACCGUCUGGCCAGGUCCGUCCCAUCGGCCACCUUCUCCUUCCUCGACGAGUUCUUCAUCACUCUGCCGACCGCCUCGGCCUCCGAGGUGGCCGUCUACGCUCAUGCGGUCAAGUCUUGGCUGCAGAACUUGAGCAACUGUCUCGUCUGUCCUCGUGAAGAAUACGAACAUGCCCGCAAUCGGGCUAAGAAUAUCUUGCGUCGAUUGAUCGAACUCACUCUGUGUCAACAAGACCUACAAGGACUCUUGCAUGGACGGAUAUGGCCUUCAUUGGCUCGACAGGAAUCGCUCCUUCCUUUGAUCAUCGAGGAACUGGCUAUGUCGGCAAUCACUCAUGGAUCUAAUUCUGCCCGAUUCACUGAGGUUUGUGAGAUUGCGGUUUCAGGUAACUGCAUCAAUUUACAGGGGAAACUCUUGCAUCGAUUGCGGAGGGCGAUUGGACGGACGACUGCUCAACCGGUAGCUAUGAUAGCUGAUAGUCCGGAAUGGCCCGAGAUCACUGCCUUGGUGAGGAUGGAAAUGAGUAUUUCGUUUUCAGCGCAUAUCCAAGCGCAACUCUACCUGCCGGAUAUCUUGCACAUCGUGACGAUGCUAGUGGGCACCGGACUGGCCAGCCAACGGUCGGCGAUCUACUCCAUCGUCAUCAACACGCUCACCUGUCUCUGUUCUCUGCAAGGCCCGAACCAUGAAAGCUCGGCGCUCUAUGCAGUCAUCAAACGGCUCGGCCAGCCCGCCGUCCAGGCCUUGUUCGGCUUAUAUCCUAACGAUCUCGCCCUUCGUUAUACCGAAGACGAUUUCAGCUUUCGGGAACCUAUCUCCUCUAUCGCCCUCGAGUCAAUCGUGCAGCUUUUGAUCGAGGCUGUCAAGGUUGCUUCUCCCGCUAUAGAUACCAUUAACCGUUGGAGGUCGAGAUGGGCUAGCUUGGUGACAUCGACGUGUUUCCAAGCUAAUCCAGCCUUACAACCGCGAGCAUUCGUAGUACUGGGAUAUCUGUUAACGGAGGAGGUGGAUGAUGACCUACUAUUCCAAGUUCUCUCAGCGCUCAAGCCAGCGCUUGGUCUACCAUCAGGAAUUGACCGAGCACUGGCGACAUCGAUCAUCUCCUGUGGAGCCAAGGUGUUAUCAGGAGUUGCGCCGAAUUCGCCAUACCGUUCGGCAUCCUUUUGGACUGGACUGACGUUACUACAACUAGAAGAUCCGGCGAUCUAUGCUGCUGCAUUGAAGCUGACUCGCUCGGCGGUCCAUGACUUUUGUCAGUCGGAGAUCCUGGGCAACCAACGACUGUCGCAAUUCUUGCUGGACUCGAGGGACGAUGGGACGAUCGAGGUGAUGGGACAGAUCGAGGAAGUCUGUGGAUUGCGGUUCGAUAAUGGGGAGGCAGGGUAUGCUCCGGAUGGGGCGAUUUACUUUGGCUUUGCACUGGCAAGCUCGAUGAUCAAAGGUUUACGACAUGCACAGAUCGCGCAAGAUGCGGAAGAGUUCUUAGAGUUACUAUUGAUCCAAGCGACCAACCGAAUGAACGACGGGAGCCAUCAUCAACAUCAUCAUCAUCAUGGGGGCAGUCGAAUGAGUCCCGAAGCCUUACCGUACUUUGUCGUCCUCCUGCCUAUUGCCGUCCGGACUGGAAAACUUCUUCAACUGUUCGAACUCGCCCAGGUCGACCGAAACUCGCUCGAUGCCGCCGAACUCGCACUCUCCUAUGGCUUCAUCAUCAAUCAACUUCGCAUGUCCGACCAUGAAACCGCGCUCCUCGUCGUCGCUAUCUUCACUAGUAUGAUCUCCUCCGCUGACGACGAAACUGAAUUGGUCUUCCUCUAUAAUAUCUUGGCUGAGUUGGUCCAUCGUGACGUCGUCCCUCAUAUCAUGGUCCUUGUUCAAACUGAACUGGCGCCUAGGAUUCAGGAAAUCAUGCGGACUUCAGAAAAUACGCAACUGUUGAACGCAUGUCAAACGGUGAUGUUUCCACAUCAUCCACGAGUAAAAGGCUCGCAAUUCCUAGCCCGAUUGACGGAUGGCAUCGAGUCGCAAGACUUCAUCUCGAUCUUGAAUCAACUAGGCUUCUCUGGGCUGUUGUUGCACAAACACUUUGUCGAUGAAGCCGGCGAUGAACCCCACCAUGCUCAUCAUCAACACCAACACGAGUCUUCGGCCUCGAGCGGCCUCAACCAUAAUCCGCUCGGAUUGGGCAUCAAUCAUCCCGCGCUCGCCGCCGACCUUAAUCAUCUCGCUCAGCUCGCCCCUUCCCCCGCACUUAGUCGCGAAUUCGACACUAAAAUCGCGAGGCUUUGUGUCUGCUUGAUUAUCGAAGCUUUGGCCGUUUGA
Messenger RNA from Puccinia graminis f. sp. tritici CRL 75-36-700-3, 8472 nucleotides. RefSeq lists its product as uncharacterized. The record is from RefSeq and is a predicted model, not a curated record. The transcript is spliced from 26 exons. The coding region runs from base 1 to 8472 and encodes 2823 amino acids. Gene Ontology annotation, biological process: regulation of GTPase activity. NCBI's taxonomy places the organism in Eukaryota, Fungi, Basidiomycota, Pucciniomycetes, Pucciniales, Pucciniaceae.